AUGGGCAAAAUCAUCUUCUACGAGGACAAGAACUUCCAGGGUCGCUCCUACGAGACCAGCAGCGACUGCGAUGAGCUGACUUCUUAUCUGAGCCGCUGCAACUCCUGCAGGGUGGAGAGCGGCUGCUUCAUGGUCUACGAACGACCCAACUACAUGGGCCACCAGACGCUGGCGAGGAGGGGAGAGUACCCCGACAACCAGCGCCUGAUGGGCAUGACCUCGAGCGACUGCAUCCGCUCCAGCCGCAUGAUCCCCACGCACAGGGGCCAGUUCAGGAUGAGGAUCUACGAGAGGGAGAGCUUCAGGGGUCAGAUGAACGAGGUGACUGACGACUGCGACUCCAUCCAGGACCGCUUCCACAUGUCCGACUGCCAGUCCGUCAACGUGAUGGACGGCCACUGGCUGAUGUACGAGCAGCCCCAGUACAGAGGCCGGAUGCUCUACCUGAGGCCCGGAGAGUACAGGAGCAUGAGGGACAUGGGAACGGGUCCCAUGGACAUGAGGAUCGGAUCCAUCCGGCGCAUCAUGGAUUCCUGUUAA
Cyclopterus lumpus (lumpfish) is the source of this 540-nucleotide messenger RNA. It is a transcript of the gene crygm5, whose product is annotated as crystallin, gamma M5. Gene Ontology annotation, molecular function: structural constituent of eye lens. The transcript is spliced from 3 exons. Gene Ontology annotation, biological process: visual perception; lens development in camera-type eye. The coding region runs from base 1 to 540 and encodes 179 amino acids. The record is from RefSeq and is a predicted model, not a curated record. Lineage: Eukaryota; Metazoa; Chordata; Actinopteri; Perciformes; Cyclopteridae.